Seriola dumerili (greater amberjack) is the source of this 5535-nucleotide messenger RNA. It is a transcript of the gene myo3a, whose product is annotated as myosin IIIA. NCBI's taxonomy places the organism in Eukaryota, Metazoa, Chordata, Actinopteri, Carangiformes, Carangidae. Gene Ontology annotation, molecular function: cytoskeletal motor activity; protein binding; ATP binding. Gene Ontology annotation, cellular component: myosin complex. The transcript is spliced from 37 exons. The coding region runs from base 10 to 5535 and encodes 1841 amino acids. The record is from RefSeq and is a predicted model, not a curated record. Gene Ontology annotation, biological process: protein phosphorylation.
CUCCUGAAGAUGUUUCCACAAUCAGGGAAAUCGAUUGUCUUUGACAACUUUCCGGAUCCCACUGACACCUGGGAAAUCAUCGAGACAAUCGGGAAAGGGACCUACGGGAAAGUCUACAAGGUGCUCAACAAAAUCGAUGGAAGUAAAGCAGCGGUGAAGAUACUGGAUCCCAUCCAUGAUAUAGAUGAGGAGAUCGAAGCAGAGUACAACAUCCUCAAAGCUCUGUCCGACCACGCCAAUGUUGUCAAGUUCUAUGGGAUGUACUACAAGAAGGAUGUGAAAUGUGGGGACCAGUUGUGGCUGGUGCUGGAGCUUUGCAACGGUGGCUCAGUGACGGAUCUGGCCAAAGGCAUGCUGAGGAGAGGAGACAGGAUGGAUGAAGCCAUCAUUGCCUAUAUCUUGCGUGAGGCCCUCAUGGGCCUCCAACACCUGCACAUCAACAAGACCAUCCACCGUGACGUCAAAGGCAAUAACAUCCUGCUGACGACGCACGGAGGGAUCAAACUUGUGGAUUUCGGUGUUUCUGCUCAGCUGACGAACACCCGUCUGAGGAGGAACACCUCCGUUGGAACUCCCUUCUGGAUGGCUCCUGAGGUAAUAGCGUGCGAGCAGCAGCUGGACUCCACCUACGAUGCCCGUUGUGACGUUUGGUCCCUGGGCAUCACUGCCAUAGAGCUGGGAGAUGGAGACCCGCCGCUCUCCGACCUCCACCCGAUGAGAGCCCUUUUCAAAAUACCCAGAAACCCUCCGCCUACUCUCCACCAGCCGGAGCUCUGGUCAGACGACUUUAAUGACUUCAUCUGCAAAUGUCUGAUUAAGGACUUCGAGCUGAGACCAAACGUGCUAGACCUGCUCCAGCAUGUGUUCAUCAAACAGACUGUCGGCAGAGAGAAAAUACUGCAGAAGCAAUUGAUUGAACUCAUUGAUCUCAACCAACAAAUAGGAGUCAUUGAAAAAACAAGCCAUCAUGGAAAGACAGACAGAGGCACAGACAGUAAUGACAGUAAAAGACUUGGUUGUGCGACCUGUUCCAGGCAUGAGCGCAUCCACACUAAAAAAGGAAGCCACAUGAAGACACAGACUGACCCCGACGAGGUGGACGACCUCGCCACCCUGGAAGUGCUAGAUGAGAAUACCGUCACGGAGCAGCUUCAGAGUCGCUAUGGAAAAGACCAGAUUUACACAUAUGUGGGAGACAUCCUCAUCGCAGUCAAUCCUUUCCAUAAGAUGGAGAUAUAUGCUCCUCAGCACACUAAGAUGUACAUAGGAGCUAAGCGUACGGCUAACCCGCCGCACAUCUUUGCUGUGGCUGAUGUGGCCUACCAGUCCAUGGUGUCAUACAACACAGACCAGUGUAUUGUGAUCAGCGGAGAAAGUGGAGCCGGGAAAACGGAGAGUGCUCAUCUGUUAGUGCAGCAGCUGACUGUUCUUGGGAAGGCCAAUAAUCGGACGCUGCAGGAGAAGAUCCUGCUGGUCAACAACCUGGUGGAGGCGUUCGGAAACGCCUGCACGGUCAUCAAUGACAACUCCAGCCGCUUCGGCAAGUACCUGGAGAUGAAGUUCACCUGCGGGGGAACGGUGGUGGGAGCGCAGAUAUCUGAGUAUCUGCUGGAGAAAUCCAGAGUCAUCCACCAGGCCGUAGGGGAGAGGAACUUCCACAUCUUCUACUACAUUUACGCCGGCCUGGCUGACAGGAAGAAGCUAGCCCACUACAAGCUCUCCGACAGCAAAACACCUAAGUAUCUGUGUAACGAGCACGUUAAAUUAGGGCCUGACAUAGUGAGCAACACCUUCUACAAGGAGCAGUUUGAUGCAGUGGAGCAGUGUUUCAAAGUCAUUGGAUUCACCCUGGAGGAGCUGGGCAGCGUUUACAGCACCCUGGCCGCCAUCCUCAACUCCGGGGACAUCGAGUUCUCUCCGGUCGCCACCGAGCAUCAAACAGACAAGAGCAACAUCUCCAACAUUUCUGUCCUCGAGAACGUGGCCUCACUGCUGCGCAUCCGCUCCGACGAGCUCCAGGAAGCCCUGACCUCCCACUGUGUCGUGGCCCGGGGAGAGACGAUCGUCAGGCCCAACACGGUGGAAAAAGCGGCGGAGGUGAGGGACGCCAUGGGCAAGGCUCUCUACGGCCGCCUCUUCAGCUGGAUCGUCAACCGCAUCAACUCGCUGCUGCGGCCCGACAGCCACCUGGGAGAGGAUGACAAGGGCCUGAACAUCGGCAUCUUGGACAUCUUCGGCUUCGAGAACUUCAAGAAGAACUCCUUCGAGCAGCUCUGCAUCAACAUCGCCAACGAGCAGAUCCAGUUCUACUUCAACCAGCACAUAUUCGCCUGGGAACAGGAUGAGUACCUGAACGAGGACGUGGACGCUCGGAUGAUUGAGUAUGAGGACAACCGGCCCCUCCUGGAUCUCUUCCUGCAGAAGCCCAUGGGGAUGCUUUCGCUGCUGGAUGAGGAGAGUCGCUUCCCGCAGGCCACAGACCAGACCCUCGUAGAGAAAUUUGAUGAUAAUCUCAAGACCAAAAGCUUCUGGAGACCAAAGAGGGUCGACCUCGGCUUUGGGAUUCACCACUACGCCGGAAAGGUGAUUUACAACGCCGCAGGCUUCUUGGCCAAGAACAGAGACACACUCCCGGCCGACAUCGUCCUGCUGCUCAGGUCGUCGGAGAACGAGCUGGUUCGGAAACUAGUCACCCAUCCGCUCACCAAAACGGGCAACCUUGCCCACACCAAGGGUAAAGGCAUAAACACAAUGCGCAGCCCGCGGACCCCGACACGCACCAUCAACUUCACCAAGAUGGGAGUGCUAACCUUAUACAGUUCUUUUUCUUUCAGUGAGCCGGGCGAACAGGGAGACACGCCCUACCACCCGAGAGAAACCACCAACAUGAGAACACAGACGGUGGCCUCUUACUUCAGAUACUCUCUGAUGGACCUGCUGUCCAAGAUGGUGGCGGGGCAGCCUCACUUUGUGCGCUGCAUCAAACCCAACAACGAUCGCCAGGCCAGCAAGUUCGACCGGGAGAAGGUUCUGGUUCAGCUGCGUUACACCGGCGUUCUGGAGACCGCCAAGAUCAGGCGGCAGGGUUACUCUCACCGCAUCCUGUUUGCCAACUUCAUAAAGAGGUACUACAUCUUGGCGUUCCCUGCUCACGAGGAGCCGGCUGGGACUCCAGAGACGUGUGCUGCAAUACUGGAGAAGGCCAAGCUGGAGAGCUGGGCAAUGGGGAAGACUAAGGUUUUCCUGAAGUACUACCACGUUGAACACCUGAACCUGAUGGUGCAGCAGGCAACACAACGCAUCAUCCUGCUCCAGGCGUACGUUCGCGGCUGGCUGGGAGCCAAGCGCUACCGGCGGAUACUGAGAGAGCGGGAACAGAGCGCUCUGGUGCUACAGUCGGCUUACAGAGGUCAUAAAGCUCGGAAGAGGGUCGCCGAAGACAAGAUCAAAGCGAAGUUUGAGGCCUUCAUCACCCAGCUUCAGGCCGUUUGCAGGGGCUACCUAGCGAAAAAGAAAUACAAGGAGUUGAUGGACGAAAAGAACAAGGCUGCGACCAAGAUUCAGGCUCGAUACAGAGGCCACAAGGAAAGGAAAAGCUUCAAAAGAAAACGGGAAGCCAAAGAGAAAGAGAAAGCAGAGAAGGCCCUUAAAGAAGCAAAGGACGAGGAGGACGAGACUAAAGCCGCUGUGGUUCUCCAGAGCAACUACAGGGGAUUUAAAGAGAGGAAAAAGUUCAAGGAGAGGAAAAAGACGAUGGCCGGGGCCGAGCUAGAGCUGCCGCCAAACAUAGUGGAGGAAGAGGAACAGGAAAUAGGCGGGGAAGAGCCUACGGGUAAGGAAGAAGGGGCAAAGACAGAGGAGAAUGAGGAGGAUGAAGAAAGUACUUAUGAAGCCGAGGAAAAUGAUGACAGCGAUCACACACAGGUGCCAGAAGAUGACGAACAUACAGAGGUGGCGGAUGAAGCGGUGAUUUCGGACGCACCAGCAGCAGAAGCUGGAAAAGAGGAGCAGGAAGAGGUCAAGACGGGGGGAAAUGGACAGGAAAAUGCUGCAGGGGAAGAGGCUGUCAACUUAGAGGAGGAAACCAAGGCAGCCACUGUGAUCCAGAGUAAUUUCAGAGGUCACAAAGAGAGGAAGAGGCUGCAAGAAGAAGGCAAAAUCCCAGCGAAGAAACAGAAAGGAAAAAGCCCGACAGGUGAAGAAGAAGAAGAAGCAGCCGCAGCGACCACGGAGGAAGAACUUCCCGAAGCUCCGACACCGGCAGAGGAAAUCUGCAGUGAAGACACAGAAAAAGGAGAAAAAGAGGAAUCAGCAGAAGCUCAAGAAGUUUCUCGUAGCGACGCCAAGUCAGAGGACGCAGACGAGGCCAAAGCAGCGGUGGUGCUUCAGAGUAACUUCCGCGGCCACAAGGAGCGCAAACGUCUGGAGGAGGAAGGAAAGAUCCCGAAGAAAAAGAAGAAGAAGAAGACGAAGGUUACACCAGGACCUCCAAAAGAGGAAGAACAGGUGAUGCACACAGAAGAAUCGGCGCCAGACUCCCAGCAGGACGCAUCUGCCGAGAACGUGGACGGACUGGACGAGGAGAAAGCUGCUACCGUCCUUCAGAGUAACUUCAGGGGCCACCGGGACCGAAAGAAGCUGAAAGCAGAGAAAGAAGCUCAGAAGAAAGCGACGGAAGAGGCCGCCAACGAUGCAGAGGGGGGAAGUAAAGAGGAGCGAGAGGAAGCCGAGGAGGAGGUCCUGGAUGUUACUGAUGUGGAGAUUGAACAUAAAGAGGAGACUGAGGCUGAGAAAGAAAGACUGGAGGAGGAACAGGCGGCAGUGAAGAUCCAGAGUAACUUCAGAGGGUACAAGGACAGGAAGAACCUGAAGGCCAACAAGGAAACGGCACAGAAUGAAGCUCAGCAACUAGAGAGCUUCUCAAAACAGAUCGCGCAGACUUCUCAGGACUUCGGCGCCCUGCAGCAGAAGCUGAAUGAAAUCAUCCAGGCCCAUCAAUCAAACCCGGCGAACAACGGCAUGUUUGUGAGGGGGAAAGCAAUGAAUGGCUUCGCUCCCCAGAAUCAACAAUCAACUGACAAGAGAUUGUCGAGGACCCCCCGCAGGACCCAGCAGCCGAAGACCCUCAACACGCCGGAGGACUCCACCUAUUACACCCUGAUUCAUCGGUCCGUCCAGGACGACAAACGCAAGCCCAGGAAAGAGGGUCCAGGGAAGCUGCUGGACGUAGACGACCAGUACUACGGGGGCCUGUCCACCAGCAUGUCCGAACCCUCCAUGCCCACAGAGGAGCCGUCACGACAGAGGAGCAUGCCCGAGAGGAGGGGCUCUUUGGAGAGGAGACUAGCUGCUGGCGGUAGACAGACCAGAGAGAGGGCCGUCACGGAUCCAGAGCGUCCCAAACCCCCCGCCGACGACAGGCCCUCUGUUCCCAGAAUGCCCUCCAACGAGAGCCGGGCUGAGGAGAACCCGUACGACUUUAGACACCUGCUGAGGAAGACCUCGCAGAGACGCAGGCUCAUCAAACAGUACUGA